AUGAGGUGCCUGCUCCAUCUUCUUGUCGCCGCCUCUCCUGCCCUCGCAGCUGUCCAUGAGCUCUGGUGGAACCUCACCUACGUCGAAAACGUUAACCCCGACGGCCUCAAACCUCGUCGUGUGAUUGGAGUGAAUGGCACCUGGCCACCCCCGCCCAUUGAUGUGUCCACCAACGACUCGUACAUCCUCCACGCCAUCAAUUCUCUCGAUACCGUCUCCUCAAUUCAUCACCAUGGCAUGUUUUUCAACGCGUCUUCAUGGAACGACGGAGCGGUCGGCGUGACAGAGUGUGGAUUUGGGAAAAAUGCGGGCGCAUCAUAUUCAAUCGACAUCCCCGGCAGUGGUCAAUGGGGUACUUACUGGGUUCAUGCCCAUUCCUCUGGCCAAUAUGUCGAUGGUCUGCGUGCCCCGUUCGUGAUUCGUCCCAACAAGGAGGUCCACAAAUACGACGAAGAGUUCACCGUUAUACUGGGAGACUGGUAUCACGACGACCAUAGUGUUCUUAUGAAGCAGUUUGUUAGCAUCGCCAAUCCUGGUGGUGCAGAACCUGUCCCCGAUUCCGGUUUGAUCUAUUUCGCUCAAAACGGGGCAUAUCUUGGACCCAAAAGUGGCACCUUGCCUCAGUCGGGAACGUCGGUUGGAUUCAACGAAAAUGCAACUCUGCCAUUCCAGCCUGGCAAGACCUAUCGUUUGCGCAUUGUCAACACUUCCGCCUUUGCUAUGUUCUUCUUCUGGAUCGAUGGCCAUGAUAUGCGAGUCAUUGAGGUUGACGGCACUGACAUUGAAGAGUUCCCGAUAGAUUUGGUAACCCUUACAGUCGCGCAGCGAUACUCCAUUCUGGUAACUGCUCGUAACGACACCAACGCGAACUGGGCUGUCCACGCGAACAUGGACACUGACAUGUUUGAUACAGUUCCUGAUUCUCUGAACCCGAACUCAACGGCGUCCAUCACCUACUCCAACUCGGCUUCGUUGACCAACCUUGGGACGAUUGCAGCGUACGGCGAUGUUAACGACAUCAGUAUGGUCCCAGUUCAGGUUGUGCCGGCUCCUUCAAAGGCCGAUAAAACGAUAGAACUUGAGGUCCUCUUCGAUACUAUGGACGACGGCACAAACCACGCUAUGUUCAAUCUCGUCACCUACAACCCUCCGUUGACCCCCGCCAUCCUCAGCGCUCUCACACUUGGCCAAGAUGCAACUGUGGAGAAGGCAUAUGGCCCCCUGAGCUUUGUUCUCAACCAUAUGGACGUCGUGGACCUCGUCGUUAAGAAUGGAGAUGCAGGGAAACAUCCUUUCCACAUUCACGGCCACAAAUACCAGAUCGUCGCCCGCUCGUCUGACUAUGCUUCGAGUGACCCGUCCGUCAUUACCUUGGCCAACCAAACGAAUCCACUCCGUCGCGACACAAUCCAGAUCACGAGUGGGGGGAGCGCAACGUUACGAUUCAUCGCCGACAACCCGGGCGUGUGGCUCUUCCAUUGUCACAUCGAGUGGCAUUUAGAGGUCGGAUUGGCUAUCCAACUUGUUGAAGCCCCAAUACAGGCACAACAGUUUGCGUCAAAAGUCCCUUCAUUCAUCCAGGACAACUGCAAAGCGUUGGGGUUGCCAAUCUCUGGUAAUGCGGCAGGCCAUUCAGGAACGGAAGAUCUUUCUGGUUUGCAUCUUGGACCAUUCCCACAGAACAACGGGUGGCAUUCAAAGGGGAUUGGUGCCAUGGCUGGAUGUGUCUUGACCGCCGUUCUUGGAAUGCUGACUGUCGUUUGGUACGCGCUAGGUGGUAGCAUAACGGAUGAGGAGGCGGAAAGGGAUGCACGAGCGGCAUUGGCGAAGAAAGAACAACGGGGUCGCUUCUUUGGAAUAUUCAAACCACGGUCGACAUAG
Mycena indigotica is the source of this 1881-nucleotide messenger RNA. Its product is annotated as Fet3 protein. Bases 1 to 1881 code for a protein of 626 amino acids. Lineage: Eukaryota; Fungi; Basidiomycota; Agaricomycetes; Agaricales; Mycenaceae. Gene Ontology annotation, biological process: reductive iron assimilation; cellular response to iron ion starvation. Gene Ontology annotation, cellular component: high-affinity iron permease complex. The transcript is spliced from 9 exons. The record is from RefSeq and is a predicted model, not a curated record. Gene Ontology annotation, molecular function: copper ion binding; ferroxidase activity.